GCGACAAACAACCCUUGUGCCAGUUAUUCGGUCGUUGCAAUCCAACAUUCGUUCACCAUUCUCUUCGACUGCGACGCCCGUGUUCGCUUUGAGUUUGUGAUUGACAUUCCGGAGGCCUGGACCUAUCACAUUGAAAGAGACAUUGUCGUCCAAAGUUACUCGACCUCCGAUAGUACCCCGCCGUGUCCGCAUCAGGUCGACUUCGACAACAAAUUUGCUACAUGGUGCCUGGCGACUCAGCAAACUCCAGUACCAUGCUGGCUGACCAUGCAUGCUGACGUGCACAUCUCUCUGUUUUCCAAGGCGACCCGCCAGUGGGCUCGAUGUAUCCGGACAGGCUCAACCCUCAACCAGCAUCAGCAAGGGUUCUACACGGCACAGCAUUUCCGUGGUAGUCCGCUUUUGAGUCUUCCGCACGCACCCGGUGUCCCGUACACCGGGUGGUUUUCUGCCGGCCACGCACAGUUUGCACUUCCGGACAACACAACAUUAUACAGUGGCUCAGCAACAACAGCAAAUUUACAGUCCAAAGGAAGCCCAGCAAUCUCAGACCUGAACAGCACACCGAACAUUGGCUUCUCAAGCCUCAAUCGAACCGCGAUCGCGCCCGAUUCUGGUCAGCACGAGAAUUCAGUUGGUACCCAUUCACAUGAUGCCGCGGCUGAGAACACCAAUGCGCCCGACUUGAAAAGUGUGUCCCCACAGGUUUCGAUCAAUAGGGAUAGUCACUCGCCCAUUCCAGGACCGCCGGCUAAGAGACCGAGGAAACUUCUGCCAGCGACAAACUCAAGUGCUUGAGCACGCGUAGUAAUUUCCAAAGUGGGAAGGAUGUCUUGAGGGUGUCUGUGAGGGUGUCUGUGAGGGUGUCUGUGAGGGUGUCUGUGAGGGUGUCUGUGAGGGUGUCUGUGAGGGUGUCUGUGAGGG
Messenger RNA from Microdochium trichocladiopsis, 924 nucleotides. RefSeq lists its product as uncharacterized. The transcript is spliced from 2 exons. The record is from RefSeq and is a predicted model, not a curated record. NCBI's taxonomy places the organism in Eukaryota, Fungi, Ascomycota, Sordariomycetes, Xylariales, Microdochiaceae. Bases 268 to 798 code for a protein of 176 amino acids.